Cynocephalus volans (Philippine flying lemur) is the source of this 2843-nucleotide messenger RNA. RefSeq names its product biogenesis of lysosomal organelles complex 1 subunit 6 (gene BLOC1S6). Lineage: Eukaryota; Metazoa; Chordata; Mammalia; Dermoptera; Cynocephalidae. The record is from RefSeq and is a predicted model, not a curated record. Gene Ontology annotation, cellular component: BLOC-1 complex; transport vesicle. Gene Ontology annotation, biological process: intracellular transport. The coding region runs from base 79 to 597 and encodes 172 amino acids. The transcript has 6 exons.
UUCUGUCCGGCCGGGCGCUGGAGGAGUUGAGUGUCUCCUCAACGCGAUUGCCCCUUACCUGUUCCCAGCGGGAGGGACAUGAGUGUCCCGGGGCCGCCACCCCCGGACGGGGUCCUGGCAGGGCCGCCCUGCAGCCUGGAGGCCGGGGAACCGACGCUCGGUUUAAAUGACAUUUCUCCAGAUGAAGGGUUAAUAGAGGAUUUGACAGUAGAAGACAAAGCUGUGGAGCAACUGGCAGAAGGAUUGCUUUCUCACUACUUGCCAGAUCUGGAGAGAUCAAAGCAAGCCCUCCAGGAACUCACACAGAACCAAGUUGUAUUAUUAGAUACACUGGAACAAGAGAUUUCAAAAUUUAAAGAAUGUCAUUCUAUGUUGGAUAUUAAUGCUUUGUUCACUGAAGCUAAACACUAUCAUGCCAAGUUGGUGAAUAUAAGAAAAGAGAUGCUGAUGCUUCACGAAAAGACAUCAAAGUUAAAAAAAAGAGCACUGAAACUGCAGCAGAAGAGGCAGAAAGAAGAGUUGGAAAGGGAGCAGCAACGAGAGAAGGAAUUUGAAAGAGAAAAGCAGUUAACUGCCAAACCAGCUAAAAGGACAUGAAAAGUUGUGUUCACUUAAGAAGAAUUGCCAACUGUUUAGUCACAUAUGUGUGGCGUGUAAGCCUUUGUGAAGAAAUAAUGGAAAAGUGUGUAUACAGGAAAUCAUGGCACUUUAGACAUAUGAUAGGUGAGCAAGAUGCCAGAUAGAUUCUACUAACCGUGUAUACUCUGCCUCUUAGUGGUGUCGUUGCUUAUGUAGCUUUUGGGUUUAAAGCAGAUUACAUCUAUUUCUAAAGUUUGGUGAGGGUGGUGAAGCUAUCACAUAUUCAGAUGUGCUUAUAUAUUUAUAAUACUUAAUAGCAGUCCUCACACACUGAGAUACCGUUUCUGUGCUUUUAAAACAUUCUUAAAGUAGAAUGAUACAUACCAACUAUCCACUUUACAGAUAUUGACAGUUGUGGUGGAAAAUUAGUAAAUAGUUUCAUAAAAGAGACAGUAUGAAACAUUAGUGUUCUCUAGAAUUUUUUCUUGAUAUUAUAUGUAAGAACUUAUUAUAUGAAGGAAAUAUGUUUCAUUGUUUAAAAUCAAGAGUGUUUUAUUCACUGUUUUAGUAUUAUUUAAUAUCCAACUGGUCUCCAAUCUCUGUAUGUAGUGACUGUACAGAACUUGUAAAGGUAUAUGAUUAGAAUGUGUACACAUCUUUUAUAAUCUACAUGACAUUUUUGGUAAGCUGGAAUCACUACCUCUGAUCACAUAUCAGGCUAAUGAUGGAGAAAGCAUUGAUUGAAGUUGAAUGUUAAGAACCAGUCUGCUUAAGGGUUAGAUUGUUUGAAAGAGCCUUUAUCUUUAAUGAAUGAAUUAUAGCCUCACAAUUCACUUGAUUUUGACUUUGUAAUUAAGAAUGUAGAUGUAUUUUAUUUGAAAAAGGCUAAGUGUUACCUUCGAACUUAGGGCAGGACUCAUUAGGGCUUGCAGGACAAUGUCACCUAAAUUGAUGAAUGUACUCGUUUAUAAUAGGAUAUCUGACAAAGGCUGUGCAUUAUUUCUCAGAGUGGCUUUGGAUCAACUGUAGUGGUUGUUUAAAAUGCUGGUUUCUAGAUACCACUCUCAAUCUACUGAAGCAAGUCUGUUUGUUUGUUUUGCUCUGUUUUUUGUUUUCAAAGUUUCCUCCAGUGAUUCUGAUGCACCUUAAAAUUUGAGAACCACUGGUCUAGUGAUGUAGUUAAGGAUUUCCCACACUAGGCUGCAUAUCAUUAUCACCUGGGAACUUUAAAAAAAUACAGACAUUCUGGAUUCUUACUCAUUAGUUCUGAUGUGGAGCCCAUGUAUUUUUAAAAUAGCUCCCCAGAUAAUUCUGAUGUAAGGAACCACUGGUAUAGACUAUUUAGUGAUUUAUAUUUAUAAGCAAUGAAACAGUUUAGAAGCUAACCAGUAACUCUCGGGAUUUAGUUUAUGAAGUAUAUUCUGAAUUGCUGAUUUUGAUAUGCAGUUAGAUUUAAGACUGACCCUUAGCAGGCAGGAAAUAUAGAAUUCUGGUUAGUUAAUUGAGCUUUUGUAAUCUGUAUUAAAAUAAGUUAUGUUUCUCGAAUGACAAAGCACAUACACUUUCAGAAUUAUAUUAAGUUUUAAAAACUAUGAAAAAUGUCAGAAUGAAUAUAUAUUAGCAUCCACUAUUUUAAGAUCAGUUGUAAAUCAGAAGUACUAUUAUCUUGGUAAUUAAAAUCUAAAACUUUAGCUGUCCUUCAGUAACAUAGAAACAUAUCUUACUGAGUAAAUCUGAAUGGAACCCUUGUAAUUAGUUUUGCUGUAUUUUUGUACAAAAUAGUGAAUUGGUACUUGGGAGACUUCUGUUUUUGGGUUGAAAAAAUUGCCUUUAUUUUGAAACUAUAUCACAUAUGUGCUGUAUUGAAAUGAUGAGAGUUCAUUUUAUGUUUAUUGUGCAGUAAGUACCAUGUAAAUAUGAAGGCAUCGAGUGUAAUAUAGAUUGUGUCAGCAGUGAUUUUUUGGGUGGGUACAGUUUAUAAAUAUACCAAUUUUUUUUUUGUCUUUUUUUUUUUUUUGACCGGUAAGGGGAUCGCAACCCUUGGCGUGGUGUCGCCCGCACCGGGCUCAGCCAGUGAGCGCCCUGGCCAUCCCUAUAUAGGAUCCGAACCCACGGCGGGAACACCGCCACGCUCCCAGCGCUGCACUCUCCCGAGUGAGCCACGGGGUCAACCCAAUAUACCAAUUUUAAACCCUCAUAUAUUUGUCUGAUUUUGAGCUUGUAAAAUGAGGACUACUUUUUACCUGUUCAAUAAAAAAAAAGUC